Peniophora sp. CBMAI 1063 is the source of this 885-nucleotide messenger RNA. NCBI's taxonomy places the organism in Eukaryota, Fungi, Basidiomycota, Agaricomycetes, Russulales, Peniophoraceae. The record is from the annotation of a GenBank genome assembly.
AUGUCGCGCUUCUGGUCCCUCUUCCACGUCGGAACCCCCUUCGAUCCCUACCACCGCUUCGAGACGUCCGCGACGUUCUCGCCCUAUGUUCUCGGCUCUCUCCGCGCGCUCAUCGCGCUCUACGGCGUCUUAACCAUAAUCGUUUCCAUGUCCAUACGCUCCGACCCCUCCCCCGCCCAAUCCUUCUCCUACUUCAGCAACAUAACCUGGUGGGGCAUAACCUUCUACCACAUCUUCGCGUCCUUCCACACCCUCUCCUACGCCCGCACCGGCCGCGCGCCGCUCGAUUCCUGGCCACGCACACUGCAGCUCCUGCACUCGCUGCUGUUCUCGACGGUCGUCACGUACCCGCUCAUGGUCACGGUCGUGUUCUGGGGGCUGCAGUUCGGGCCGGACAAGUUCGACACGGCGGUGAACACAUGGUCGAAUAUAUCGCAUCACGCGCUGAACACCGCCUUCGCGCUAUUCGAGAUCACGUUCUCCCGCACCGAACGCCCGCCGUUGAUACACGUUAUUCCCAUAGCCCUGAUGCUCGGCGGCUACGCCUGCAUAGCAUACAUAACCCACGCGACCGAGGGCUUCUACACCUACGGCUUCCUCGACCCGACCAAGCACACGCACGGCGUCCUGGCGGGCAUCAUCGUAGGCAUGGGUGCGCUCGGCGUGGCGAUGUUUGUGGUGAGCUGGUGCGCGAUCUGGGCGAGGCUGUGGGUUGUGGAGGUGAGGAUGGGGUUGGCGGGGAGGUUCUCGGAGAGGGAUAUGAGGAGGAUUGGGGUUGAGAGUGGUGAGAGUGCUGGAGGAUUUGUGGAGAAGGAGGAAGGGAGGGAGGAGAGGAUCGAGAUGGUUGAUAAGGGUGAUGUGCAGACGAGAGUUGAUAUGGUUUGA